Rhipicephalus microplus (southern cattle tick) is the source of this 1120-nucleotide messenger RNA. Its product is annotated as 3-oxoacyl-[acyl-carrier-protein] reductase FabG-like. The record is from RefSeq and is a predicted model, not a curated record. NCBI's taxonomy places the organism in Eukaryota, Metazoa, Arthropoda, Arachnida, Ixodida, Ixodidae.
AUGGGAACACCUUGUGCCCAUUUGGAUGAACCCUUCACCAUCAGCGAUGUGCGACGUGCCCUGCACGAACUUAAUGGCCGAUCGGCACCGGGUCCAGAUAAGGUCACCAACAAAGCGCUUCGGAAUUUGGAAGAUGACUCUGUUGAAUUUCUUACUGAUGAGAUUAAUAGGAUUUGGAAGGGAGGUGACAUCCCGGAACAAUGGAAGUUGGCCAAGGUGAUCCUCAUUCCCAAGCCCGUUCCCACGUUGAGUGCAUAUAGGCUGAGCAGGCUGGGCGUUUGUAAUGCCAGCUCUUGCUGGUUUGUGAACUCUGGAACCUCCGAAAUGCCGAUUCGCCGGCCUGAUCAAGACGCCUGCGCUAGGGGUUGCAACACAUCUACGGUAUGCGUCAUCCCAGGAGACAUUUCGAAGGAAAAUGAUGUCGCCAACGUAGUCGAGGCAACAGUCAAACACUUCGGGAAAAUUGAUAUUCUUAUUAACAACGCUGGAUUAUUUAUGGAAGGGACCACGGAUACUGCAACGCUCGACCAAUUUGAUAAUCUUUGGAAUGUGAACGUUCGCGGUACACUCUGUAUGAUGCGGAAUGCCCUGCCUCAUUUGCGUCGCUGCAAAGGUACCAUUGUCAAUAUUUCCAGUGUGGCAUCAACCGUGACGGUUCGCAACCUUACCGCCUACAGCAUAACGAAAGCUGCCCUGGACAAACUGACAAGAAUGACAGCUUUUGAGAAUGCGUCGUACGGUGUACGGGUGAACGCAAUCAACCCCGGUGUGAUCAAGACUACGUUUGGAAUGAAUCCCGAAAACAACGUGCAGGAGCACCUAAAGAGUCUGGAGGAGAUGGCCGGUGGAGCGCACGCACUUGGUCGAAUCGGCAGGCCAGAAGAGGUUGCUCGCUGUAUAGCAUUUCUGGCCUCUGAAGAAGCUUCUUUCGUCACGGGAAUCACGAUGCCAGUUGACGGCGGCUUGAGUCUCCUGUCCACUUUUACAGGCCCCAAUCCAUGGCAUAAGUGAUAAGAAAUGAGCGCGAUAACAUAGUUCGAAAUGUUUUCAGGAUAAUUGGUGCGAAACCGCGAAAAAUUAUUGCCAAAAAGUAAAAUUAGAAAGAAGAUUUCUCCAGCAA